Molecule: messenger RNA, 6864 nt
Organism: Pomacea canaliculata
Lineage: Eukaryota; Metazoa; Mollusca; Gastropoda; Architaenioglossa; Ampullariidae
Product: E3 ubiquitin-protein ligase SMURF2-like
Exons: 18
Coding region: 99-2420 (773 amino acids)
Biological process (GO): negative regulation of BMP signaling pathway; ubiquitin-dependent protein catabolic process
Molecular function (GO): ubiquitin protein ligase activity; protein binding
Source: RefSeq, a predicted model, not a curated record
GGCAAACUCGCCGAAGCGCCACAUGAAAGAACGACACAGUGAUAAUGCCGAUCGUUGUGAGUGACUGACGAUGUUUGAGGAUAUAUUUUCCGCCCAGGAUGGCUAGCGAGAGUUCGAGGAGGAAUGGGCCUAUGAAAAUACGCCUCACGGUCUUGUGUGCCAAAAACAUCGCCAAAAAAGACUUUUUCAGAUUGCCAGAUCCAUUUGCAAAGAUAAGUGUUGAUGGUUCUGGCCAGUGCCACUCUACAGACACCUGCAAGAAUACUCUUGACCCAAAAUGGAACCAGCACUACGAUCUGUAUGUGGGCUACAAAGAUUCCAUCACCAUCAGUGUGUGGAACCACAAGAAGAUUCACAAAAAGCAGGGUGCAGGAUUUUUGGGCUGUGUUCGUAUCAUGUCCAAUGCCAUACAGCAGCUGAAAGACACUGGAUUCCAGCGCCUGGACCUGCAGCGCCAGAGCUCAGACGACACGGAGACGGUCAGAGGUCAGAUUGUCAUCUCGCUCAUCUCGCGAGAUCGCGGAGGAUCCGGCCCCACGGUCACCGACGCCACUGGCAUCUCGCAGGCCAUCCCCUAUGACCCCAACGAGCUGCCCGAUGGGUGGGAGGAGAGACGAGCAGCCAGUGGCCGCGUUCAUUAUGUGAACCAUGUGACAAGGACAACCCAGUGGGAACGACCAACUAGGCCAGCAGUAGAAUAUGGUCGCCCGAACAGUGUGGUCAGUCCUCGUCCAGAACCCACAAGUGCUGUUCCUCCUUCAUCCAAUUAUAGUGUGGGUAGAGAUGAUGGCAGUAUCAACAGCAACAACAGCUACACCAGCAGUCAUACAACAACAAGUCCUGCUGGAGGGGAGGGAAGUAGUGUCAGCAGCACCCAGCAGCAGUUUGUGCGACGUCGCUCAACACGGCACCGGAAUUACCUCAGUCGUGCACAGUUGCAUGAUGCUGUGGAACUUCCAGAUGGCUAUGAGCAAAGAACAACACAGCAAGGUCAGAUUUAUUUCCUUCAUACAAGAACUGGUGUGAGCACAUGGCAUGACCCCAGAGUACCCAGGGAAGCAUCCCAGCUGGAACUACAAGAAGAAGACCUGGGUCCACUGCUGGAUGGCUGGGAGAUACGCCGUACCAGCAAUGGUCGUGUGUAUUUUGUGGACCACAACAACCGCACAACACAGUUUACUGACCCAAGGCUUUCCACCAACUUAGGCAUCAUUCAAGAAAAGCUAAAAUCAUCAAACAAAGAGAAUAAGGUACCUCAUCAUAGAAACAAGCGAGACCUGGUCCAGAAAAUGAAAGUAUUGCGGCAAGAACUACAACCUUUACAGCCACAGGCAGGACACUGUCGUCUGGAGGUUUCUCGUGAUGAGAUCUUUGAAGACUCUUAUCGACAAGUCAUGAAAAUGCGGUCUAAAGACUUAAGGAAACGUCUCAUGGUCAAAUUUCGUGGUGAAGAAGGUCUUGACUAUGGAGGUGUUGCAAGGGAGUGGUUCUACUUGUUAUCUCAUGAGAUGCUGAAUCCAUACUACGGGCUUUUCCAGUAUUCAAGGGAAGAUAUUUACACUUUGCAGAUUAAUCCAGAUUCGGGUGUGAACCCUGAGCAUUUAUCCUACUUUCAUUUUGUUGGGCGGGUGAUUGGAAUGGCCAUUUUCCACGGACACUAUCUUGAUGGAGGAUUUACAAUGCCAUUCUACAAACAGCUUUUGAGCAAAUCAGUUACCCUGGAAGAUCUGGAGAGUGUAGACCCAGAUCUCCAUCGCAGUCUUUGUUGGAUGCUAGAGAAUGACAUUGAAAAUGUACUGGACCACACAUUUUCAGUGGAGCAUAAUUCCUUUGGUAAAGUUCAAGAGUAUGAAUUAAAACCAGGUGGCAAGGAUGUCAGUGUUACAGAAGAGAACAAGCGAGAAUAUGUCAAGCUUUAUGUGCAGUGGCGGUUUAUGCGAGGCAUUGAGGCACAGUUCCUAGCCUUACAAAAAGGGUUUAGUGAAAUUAUUCCACAGCAGGUACUCAGACCAUUCGAUGAGCGAGAACUUGAGCUGAUGAUUGGUGGAUUAGGAAAGAUAGACUUGGAUGACUGGAAGAAGCACACACGACUCAAGCACUGUACAUGGGAGAGUAACAUAGUGCAGUGGUUCUGGCGAGCCGUGGACAAUUUUGAUGACGAAAUGCGGGCCCGCCUUUUGCAGUUCGUCACUGGCAGCUCUCGUGUACCACUCCAAGGAUUUAAGGCAUUGCAAGGUUCAACUGGUGCUGCAGGGCCUCGACUCUUCACAAUUCAUUUGGUUGAGAUCAACACUGAUAAUCUACCCAAAGCCCACACAUGCUUUAACCGUCUGGACAUCCCACCAUAUGAAAGCUACGAAAAAUUUUUGUCAAAACUGACUUGUGCUGUGGAAGAGACUUGCGGCUUUGCCGUGGAGUAAGAUUCUGGAAAUCUUCAUGAACUUCUGCUCCGACAGCUUGCUUUUUAUAGCCUUCCAGGACUUUGAUAAGGUGCAGUCUCUGUGUUCCCCACUCCGUCCCAUGAACAUCUACUUGAGGUGGACCAUGAGAAAAGGGAGGAGAUGAUAAAUUUUAUUUUCUGAAUGACUCGCUCAAUGUGCCUUGAAGGACUGUGCAAAAUGACUGCUUUUGCUGGUGGGGAAGGUGGUACAUUUAGCCUUCUUUGGGCUGAGUGGUCAAGUGGUGCACUAGUUAAAAGUGAGAAACCAGCAAACAGGAGAACAAGGUUGUGCCCUUCUACAACCUCUGGCUUUGUGGCCUUCUAACGAGUUAUAUUCAUUCCCUCACAUUUCAUUCAGAGAUUGCAGACCUUUUUACCAUGUUUAAAUAUAAAAAUGCACAGACAUUACAGAUUCCAACAAACAAAGCAAUCAAGACUUAACCCCCUGUAUAUAAACCAGCACUUUUAUGAACAGUUGUCAAGAAAAGAUUGUAAAGACAGUAUUCUGAGCAUCCUUUAAGCUUUUUCACUUUUCAAAGCAUGAAGGCAUAAGUUGGGAGUGUAUCAGUUUGUGAUGCUCAGUAUGUGUGUUUUGUGCCUUUAGCAAUAUGUGAUGAUCAAGCAUAACCUGUGUGCCACAAUAUUAGAACAAUCUGUAAACCAGCUCACACAUCACCAGCUCUGCUUACCAUAAAAUGAGUAGGUGUGGUUGUCACUUCUUUUGUCCAUCUGUGACUGAACUUGAAGAGCACAAAAUUGAAGAAAAAAUAAGGGUUUCCCCAUGCGGACAAAUUAUUUGAUAUGGACCUUUGCAAUAAGGGAGAAAGCUUGUCAAUGGUCGUUCAUGUAUUUGUUUUUCAAUCAUAAUAUCAAUAGCAUGAUGCCUGUUCUCCAGCUUUUCUCUUGUUUGCUGCCAGAGGAGAACUUUUCAGGUCAUAAUCUGACCAAGUACACGUCUAAGAACUAACAGAUGAGCAGGAAGUUUCUGCUGCUAUGAUCAAGAGGCAGCAUGGAUUUACCGUCUUGCUGGUUCCUAGACCAAGGGCAGGCAGUGUGUGUGAUAGAUUUGUCCUGGCACACCAGGUUUUAAGUUAAAUUUGGCAGCAUUUCACCUUCUCAGCAUUGUGUUGUAAUUUUUUUAAAGCUGCUUUUUGUGGUUUCCCUUCUCCUUGAAAAGCUUUGUAGAGCCUCAACACAAACUGUUUGAAUUAUCAGCAACUAAAUUUGUACCUAUAGUACUCCGUCACUACAUCUUUUGAUUUUCCCAUUUACUCCCGUCCCUUAGUUUAGCUGCUUUGCGAAUUUUGACGCUUGGCAAAAUGGAAUUUAAAAAUCUGAAUCAUCACCUUUUCAAAAUGACAGUUAAAAGCCCUGCAUUAGGAAUGUUUUAAUCCCUUUGUGGACAUUCUCCACUGCAUGCAUGUGAACAUACACACCUGUUGAUCUUGUCAUUAGGACAGCGGUUUGUCAGUUUUCAUUGCAUACAGCAUGUCUUCACUUGAUGAAGGUAGGGAUAUGGGAAGGAGCCAGGACAUGCAGUCUACACAUAAAGUUAAACUGCUAUGCCAAGCCCAACCUGUCUGCAACUACCACACCACUGUGCGUGACUAAAGUACUAAAAAUAAAAUUAGUAAAAAAAGAACCAAAAUGUAUAUAUCUCUGUCUAUAUUGCUGGUUUAUUGUGUACAUUCAUGUAAACUACUCAUAUUUAUUCACGUAAUUUAGCAUCAGCUUUUGUUACAAUUUUUGAGGAUGUUUGAUGUUUUUUAAAAUCCGUAGUGCUGAUUUGACACGAAGAGGAUGAGGACUGAUUACUUUCUCAUUAACAGUCAAGCCUCCAGACUUGUGGCAUUUUCAGUUCAAGUAGGAUGUGACUAACAGAUGUAAAAUCCAAAAUAACACUCACUAGACUGACCGUGGUGGAUGCACAUUUUACAAAUAAUUUAAAGAUGACAAUUUUUGGGGGUAUAAAUGUUUGAUGGAUCAUCCCAGGUUUUGCAUGAGUCUGCUGUGUGCACAGAUAUUAUACAAUUUGAUCAUCUUAUUGUCGUGCACAUGUGCCAGCUUCUCUUCCAAGAGUAUGUGUGGUAGUAAUUUUUUUUUUAAAUUAACAGCGUCUUGUGCAUGCCAUACCAUAUGAUGCUAAAUGAGUGCACUUGAGUGUGUGUGCAUGUAAACACAUGAGUAGAGAGGAACUGAAAUGUUUGCACUACAUCCAUUUUAGUAAACCUGUACUUUCAUAGCCUAUUACAUUCUGCAGAAACUGGACUAGACCAGAACUAAGGGAGCUGUGUGUAAGAGUUGGAAGGUGGAAAUGCUUCCAGACAAAGAUGUCCUUUAGAAUUUUGAAAAAUUUUAGUAAUUUAUGUUGUUCCACACCGUGUAUUUUUUAAACCCAUUAAUGAUGUAUUUUAUGGUCACUUUUUGUGAAUAGAUACACUUGUCAUUUAAAAAAGCAUGAAGUGCAUGAUUCAGGCAUCAUGUCUGUAAGCCUUCCAUCUUGUCUAAAACAAGCAAUGUUUAUAGAAUGAUGCAGUGGCUGAUGAUAAGCCUCUUGGUUUUUUUUGGUUUUUUUUGGUGGGGUAGGGGAGGGAGGUUCUGUAGGAGCAUGGAGAUUCGGAUGGAUAACCAUUGUGCUCUAAUCAGUUUUGUUGGACCAGAUCAUCCAUUAACUUUGAUUUCAAUCAGUUGAGAAAUCCAAGGGUUUUCAUAUUCUUGUCCACAAAUUGAAGCAAAAUAUAGAAUUACUUGUCUUCAUUCCUGUAUUUUUCGUCAGUUUCUAGUACCCAGUUAUUAAAAAGUCAACUUUAGAGUCAUAACUGAAAUAAAAUUUCAGAGCACUGAAGACCACUAGGAAUGAACAGGUGACUAAGAAAUUUGUAAAAUGCUAAUCUUCAUUAAUUGUUGAAGAGUAAUCUAGUAUUAUUCAUUUAUGCAGUUGUGUGACUUCCUGUGCACUUGUGGUGGCUGAAAAAUGUCUGUCUUCAUGAAUCAUAUACUAGUUAUCUCAGGGGUCUGCUUCGUUUGUUGGAAUUAACACAGUGCAGGGAAUUUUCUGCAUUCAUUUUCAUCACAUCAUAGAGUAUUUUUAUUACUUUUUUAAUUGUUCUAAGAAAUUGGCAUUGUCCAUCCGUCACUGUUUAUUGGUCUUAAAUUUACUUCACAUCACAAGCUUGGCCAGUUGACCUGUUUUGAAGAUAUUAAAAACUGGAUAGUAUGUUUGCUUAGCCAUUUUUCUUUAGAAACUUGCUAGAGAUUUGUCAAAGAAGUUGAUCAAUAGGUCUAUUGCAGCACAUUUAGCUCCAUCAAAGUUCAUGCUCUAGAAAUGGCAUAGAAAAAGGAUUGAACUUUAUUACUCCAGUAAAUGAUGGAGGUUGUCUUGUGGAGAUCCUGAAUUUGGUUUUCACUUAACAUUUCUUUCUACCCUUCGUUUCCCUUUCACCUGGGUGCAGCAAUUUUCUCAGCAGAGACAAUGGUCUCUCUCAUGCUCCUUAAUACAUUCAUGGCAUUCUGCAAAUUGGUGACAAAAGUUUCAGAUAUUUGCACUCACGUUUUUAUGAUAAAUUCUACUUAAAUAUGAUUUGAGCUAAUUAAAAAAGUCUAAAAUAUAAAGUAUUUCAGUGAGCAGUUUCUGAUCAGUAUCUACUGCAUAAGGCUUUGAGGUCUCAUGCUGAAAAGAAAAAAAAAAUUUUUUUUGAAUGAUCCUAUUGCGACGCAUUAAGGCUGCUUAACACCCUUUGUCAAAUGGAUUCAGAUAAGUGGACACUAGGUUGUCAUUAUGCCACGAAUAUAUUAUGAUCCAACACCAACAUUAGAUAAAAUGUGCUUAGGAGGGGAGGUUGGUCAUGUGACAACUGGCUAGCCUUCAUUACUAGAAUAAAUGUGACCUUUUUUACCCAGAAACCAUUUGACAAAUACAAAGCACGUUUCUGAUGGAAAGCAACAACAGAUCAUGCUUUUUUUUAUCGUGUGCUCAAGUAGAAGAGUUGUCUGUUUUGAAGAGGAAUGUUUGACCAAACAUGUUUGAGCCAAUUCAUGCUACAGGGUUCUUUAGAAAUGGUUUGAUCAUUUGAGUAAUUUUGGGAUUCUCUUUCUUUAGUGUUUAACAGCAUGCUGCUUGGGUUGCUAGGUGGUCAUGCCUAACGAAUUCAAUGCUAAUUUCUUUUUGGGGAAAAGUGAGUCACUUUACACGCACAAUGUCUUGAGGCAAAUGUGAUGAUUUGAAUGGUAAAUGGAGUGAAAAGAACAAGCUAAUGCCUGUGAGAGAUGGAUCAAGUGUGCCGCAAGUGUUGGUAUAUAUGUGCAUGCAAAAGCAAGUUUAAAUGUCACAGCAUGGGCACAUGUGGUUUGGUGCAUUGCCAAGCAUGCAGAACACAUAUUUUUUUUUUUUUGUGGUCUGUUACAAUAAACACUUUGGAAAUGUG